ACGUGCAUCCUGCUGUGGGGACGGUCGAGCCAUGGCAGCCCUGCUGAGACCUGCCCGCUGGCUCCUCCGUGCCGGGGCGGCCCCGGGCCUCCCGCUCCCCCUGCGCCUCCUCGCGGGCGGCCCGGGUCGGCCCCGUGUUGCCCUCUGUCUGCCCGCCGCUCUCCCCGGGCCCGCCGCCGGAGGGCUACUGAGCCAAGCCAGGCUGUAUGCCAUUGCUGCUGAAAAAAAGAAUUAUCUUCAAGAGGAGCCCACUUCUUCGCAUAGAAGGAAUGCCAGUCAAUUUGAUUGGGCUUUAAUGAGACUAGAUAAUUCUGUCAGAAGAACUGGCCGCAUCCCAAAGACUCUUCUACAGAAAGUCUUUGAUAACACCUGCCACUCAGGUAGCCCGGGUGGUAAUCAAGCCUUGCUUCUACUGCGCAGCUGUGGUUCUUUGUUGCCUGAACUAAAACUCUCAGAGAGAACAGAAUUUGCCCAUAGGAUAUGGGACAAACUUCAGAAAUUGGGUACUGUGUAUGAUGUAAGUCACUAUAAUGCUUUACUUAAAGUCUACCUUCAAAAUGAAUAUAAAUUUUCACCAACUGACUUCCUGGCAAAAAUGGAGGAAGCAAACAUUCAACCAAAUCGAGUGACAUACCAGAGGUUGAUUGCUGCUUAUUGUAAUGUAGGAGACAUUGAAGGUGCCAGUAAGAUUCUUGGCUUUAUGAAGACUAAGGACCUCCCAGUCACAGAGGCCGUGUUCAGUGCCCUUGUUACAGGGCACGCAAGAGCUGGAGAUAUGGAGAAUGCAGAAAAUAUUCUAACAGUGAUGAAAGAGGCUGGAAUUGAGCCUGGUCCAGAUACAUACCUAGCAUUAUUGAAUGCAUAUGCUGAGAAGGGUGACAUUGACCAUGUUAAGCAGACUCUGGAGAAGGUGGAGAAGUCUGAUCUUUAUCUUAUGGACCGUGAUUUAUUUCAAAUUAUCUUUAGCUUCAGUAAAGCUGGGUAUCCUCAAUAUGUCUCAGAAAUUUUGGAAAAAAUUACAUAUGAAAGAAGAUAUAUUCCAGAUGCAAUGAAUCUCAUUUUGCUUUUAGUCACUGAAAAAUUGGAAGAUACAGCAUUGCAGAUUUUAUUAGCAUGUCCUAUAUCAAGGGAAGAUGGUCUGAAUGACUUUGGCAGUUUUUUUUUACGACACUGUGUGACUAUGGAUACGCCUGUAGAGAAGCUGAAGGAUUACUGUAAGAAGCUGAAGGAUGCUCAGAUGCACACCUCUGCUUUGCAGUUCACACUCCAGUGUGCUUUACUGGCCAGUAAACCCGAUUUGGCAAAAGCUCUAAUGAGCGCACUGAAGGAAGAAGGUUUUCCUGUCAGAACUCAUUAUUUUUGGCCGUUGCUAGUUGGAUAUCAGAAGGAGAAAAAUGUUCAAGGUGUAAUUGAAAUCCUCAAAGGAAUGCAUGAAAUGGGAGUAAAUCCUGACCAGGAGACAUAUGUAAAUUACGUGUUUCCGUGUUUUGAUAGUGUAAAAUCAGUUCGUGCUGUUUUGCAGGAAAAUGGAUGUCUACCUGAAAGUAAUGUAUUUUCUCAAGCUGAAUUGAAAAGUGAAGCAGUAAAUGGGAACUUAGACUAUAUUUUAUCAUUUUUGGAAUCAAAUACAUUGCCUUUCUCAUUUACUUCUUUGAGAGGCAGCCUAAUUCUAGGCUUUAGGAGGUCUAUGAAUAUAAAUCUUUGGAGCAAGAUAACAGAACUCUUGUACAAGGAUGGACGUUAUUGCCAGGAGCCUCUAGGACCAACGGAAGCUGUUGGCUAUUUUCUUUAUAACUUGAUUGACAGCAUGAGUGACUCAGAGGUACAGGCCAAGGAGGAGCAUUUGAGACAAUACUUUCAUCAGCUGAAGGAGAUGAAUGUAAAAAUUCCUGAAAAUAUCUACAGAGGCAUUCGUAAUCUACUGGAUAACUACCAUGUUCCCGAGUUGAUUAAGGAUGUUAAUAUACUGGUUGAGAGAGAGAAGAUAGACUCUCGAAAAACCAUGCAGCUUACAAUAUCUGAUUUGGAGUCCACACUUGAAAAACUAAAAGCUGAAAAUCAACCUGUAGGAGAUGUCCUAAAGCAACUCAUAUUAAUGCUUUGUUCAGAAGAGAACAUGCAAAAAGCUCUUGAAUUGAAAGCAAAAUAUGAAUCGGACAUGGCUGUCGGUGGCUAUGCAGCUUUAAUAAAUUUGUGCUGUCGACAUGAUAAUGCAGAAGAUGCAUUGAACCUGAAACAAGAAUUUGACCGUUUAGAUUCAUCUGCCGUCCUUGACACCAACAAGUAUGUGGGCCUUGUAAAAGUAUUGGGAAAACAUGGCAAGCUCCAAGAUGCUAUUAACAUUCUAAAGGAGAUGAAAGAGAAGGAUGUUCUUAUCAAAGAUGCAACAGUCUUGUCCUUUUUCCACAUCCUAAAUGGCGCAGCUUUAAGAGGUGAAACUGAAACAGUACAACAGUUGCAUGAAGCCAUCGUGACUCUAGGGUUAGCGAAACCAUCCACCACCAUAAGUUCCCCUUUGGUCACUCUUUAUUUGGAAAAGGAUGACUUACCUACUGCUCUUGAAGUUGCCAUUGACUGCCAUAAGAAGUAUAAAAUAUUACCAAGGAUUCAUGAUGUCUUGUGUAAACUGAUAGAGAAAGGCGAGACUGAUCUAAUUCAGAAAGCAAUGGACUUUGUGAGCCAAGAACAAGGUGAAAUGACGAUGCUCUAUGAUCUCUUCUUUGCCUUUCUACAAACAGGAAAUUACAAAGAGGCCAAGAAGAUCAUUGAGACUCCAGGCAUUAGAGCUCGGCCUACAAGACUUCAGUGGUUUUGUGAUAGGUGUAUUUCAAGUAAUCAGGUUGAAACUCUAGAAAAAUUAGUGGAGCUGACGCAGAAGCUAUUUGAAUGUGAUAGAGACCAGCUAUACUACAAUCUGCUGAAAAUAUAUAAAAUAAAUGGUGACUGGCAAAGAGCUGAUGCCGUUUGGAAUAAAAUGCAAGAAGAAAAUAUUAUUCCUCGUGGGAAGACAUUAAGAUUAUUAGCAGAAAUCCUUAGAAACAGUAAUCAGGAGGUUCCGUUUGAUGUACCUGAGUUGUGGGAUGAGGAUGAAAAACAUUCUCUGGAUUCUUCACCCUUACCUGAGGAGAGUAAUCUCCAGAAAGAUCUUCUGAAUGCCUGCCAAUGGAAGAAAAACAAAGAUGCAUAUAAUAUUUUCCUGAAAGCACAAAAUCGAAAUGUUGUGUUUAACGGUGAAACUUACAACAGUCUUAUAAAAUUACUAUUGACGAAGGAUAAUUUUACACAAGCAAUGCAAGUGAAAGAUUUCGCUGAGACCCACAUCAAGGGCUUCACACUGAACGAUGCUGCCAGCAGCCUCCUCAUCAUAACGCAAGUUAGGCGGGAUUAUUUGAAAGAGGCUCUAACAACACUAAAAACAGCCCUGGAUCUGGAGCAGAUGCCUUCUAGGAUAGCAGUGACCCGCCUUAUUCAGGCAUGUGCUUUGAAGGGUGAUCUAGAAAGCAUACAAGCGAUUCAGAAGAUGGUAAAUGGACUCGAAGAUUCCAUUGGACUUUCAAAUAUGGUUUUCAUCAAUAACAUUGCUUUGGCACAAAUAAAGAACAAUAACAUAGAUGUUGCAAUAGAAAACAUUGAAAAUAUGCUUACUUCAGGGAAUCAAACCAUGGAACCCCAGUACUUUGGCUUGGCAUACUUAUUCAGAAAAGUAAUAGAGGAGCAGCUGGAACCAGCAGUUGAAAAGAUAAGCAUCAUGGCAGAGAGAUUGGCCAAUCAGUUUGCAGUUUACAAACCUGUCACCGAUCUCUUCCUUCAGCUUGUGGAUUCAGGCAAGGUGGAUGAUGCCAGAGCUCUCCUACAGAGAUGUGGUGCAAUUGCUGAACAGACCCCAAUUUUCCUGGUGUUCUGUAUUCGGAGUUCUCGGAGACGAGGAAAGGCACCAGCUCUGAAAUCUUUGUUAGAAUUGAUUCCUGAAUUAACUGAAAAGGAAGAAGCAUACACUUCCAUCAUGAAAAGCUAUGUCUUGGACAAUGAUGUCGUGUCUGCUAAAGCACUAUAUGAAAACUUGACUGCAAAGAAUAUGAAGUUGAACGAUCUGUUUCUAAAGCGUUACGCAGUUUUUCUGAAGAAUGCUGGAGAGUCUGUCCCUUUCACUGAGCCUCCUGAAAGCUUUGAGUUUUAUGCAAAGCAGCUAAAGGAAUCAAGGGAGAACCCUUUGUGAAAAAAGCAGCCACUACUUUGUUUUGUGUGUAUUUGUAAUUCUGUGUCUAAAAUGUUAUUUUUUAAAUGUAUUUGCAAGAACAAAAUAAAUAAAUGAAAAGUUA
Messenger RNA from Equus quagga, 4319 nucleotides. RefSeq names its product leucine rich pentatricopeptide repeat containing (gene LRPPRC). The record is from RefSeq and is a predicted model, not a curated record. The coding region runs from base 32 to 4216 and encodes 1394 amino acids. NCBI's taxonomy places the organism in Eukaryota, Metazoa, Chordata, Mammalia, Perissodactyla, Equidae. The transcript is spliced from 38 exons. Gene Ontology annotation, molecular function: protein binding.